Molecule: messenger RNA, 1113 nt
Organism: Megalops cyprinoides (Indo-Pacific tarpon)
Lineage: Eukaryota; Metazoa; Chordata; Actinopteri; Elopiformes; Megalopidae
Product: galanin receptor 2a
Exons: 2
Coding region: 1-1113 (370 amino acids)
Biological process (GO): G protein-coupled receptor signaling pathway
Cellular component (GO): plasma membrane
Molecular function (GO): G protein-coupled receptor activity
Source: RefSeq, a predicted model, not a curated record
AUGACGAACGAAUCUCAACAGAUCCACGGUGCCUGCGGCUGGAAACCGGAAUCUGUGAUCAUUUCGCUGGUGUUUUCGCUCAUUUUCCUGGUGGGUACGGUGGGGAACAGCUUGGUUCUCGCCGUGCUGCUGCGGAACGGUCAGAUGAACACGAAAACCACCAAUCUUUUCAUUCUCAACCUCGGGAUCGCAGACCUUUGCUUCAUCGUCUUCUGCGUGCCGUUCCAGGCCACCGUCUACACCAUGGAUGAGUGGGUCUUCGGUGCUUUGGUCUGCAAGGCUGUGCACUUCGUCAUCUAUCUCACCAUGUACGCCAGCAUCUUCACGCUCGCGGCGGUUUCUCUGGACAGGUACCUGGCGAUCCGGUACCCGCUGCGCUCCAGGGAGCUGCGGACGCCCCGAAACGCGGCGACGUCCAUCGGGCUGGUGUGGGGCGUGUCACUGGUGUUCGCUUGCCCCUACCUCAGCUACUACGAGCAGCUGAACCUGAACGGCACGGUGGUGUGCAUCCCCGCCUGGGGGUCCCGGGAGCGCCGGCUCAUGGACGUCUGCACCUUUGUCUUCGGGUACCUGGUGCCCGUGCUGGUGCUGAGUCUCACCUACGCGCGGACGGUGCGCUACCUGUGGACGGCGGUCGACCCGCUGCAGGGCCUGUCGGAGUCGCGGCAGGCUAAGCGCAAGGUCACCAAGAUGAUCAUGAUCGUGGUGGCGCUCUUUUGCCUCUGCUGGCUGCCCCACCACCUGGUCAUCCUCUGCAUGUGGUUCGGCAACUUCCCCCUCAACCAGGCCACCUACGCCCUGCGCAUCCUGUCCCACCUGGUGGCCUAUGCCAACUCCUGCCUCAACCCCAUCGUCUACGCCCUGGUGUCCAAGCAUUUCCGCAAGGGCUUCCGGAAGGCGUUCGGGUGCGGCCGGCGCAGGGGGGCGGUGAACAGGGUGCACGUGGCCCCGGCCGCGCACACGGUCAGCACCCUGGAGGGCGGCUCCACCGAGCUGUCCCACAUGAGCAAGGCCCCCGUGGCGGCCGGGGGGCGGGAGGGUUUUAGCAGGACCGGAAGGGGUCGCUCCUGGGGCAGGGUCACCAGCACAUUCAUGACCCUCAGCGUGACCUAG